Molecule: messenger RNA, 1506 nt
Organism: Cotesia congregata
Lineage: Eukaryota; Metazoa; Arthropoda; Insecta; Hymenoptera; Braconidae
Source: the annotation of a GenBank genome assembly
AUGAGUGACUCGGAACAGCGGCAACUGCACGUGCCUUAUAGAGAGUACCAAAGUCAGAAUAAUUUUAACCAUCAAAAUCAAGGAGCUGGAUUCGGAGAUUCCGAGGCGCUAGUAGACUUGUCGAUCACACCGCCCUCUUCCUCCUUGCUGACCUUGGAACCAGUUCCUGUUCCAGUUCCUCCGCUGUUGCUGCUGACUCCUGGCGCUGGUUCGGAGGACGCGGCUAAUUUUUUUCCACCCAGUAAUAAUAAUAAUAAUAAUAAUAAUAAUAAUAAUAAUAAUAGUAAUAGUAAUAGUAAUAGUAAUAUUGAAGACCUUCCGGACGUGGAGUUUGCACCUAAUUCAAGCAACGAUAUUCACGCAAACAUUGAUUCCCCGGGGAUUGACCGGGAGAAUGAUCCACAAUUUUCGGAGCUUGUCUGGCAAGCAGAAUGCGCGAUAGAUAAUGGUAUUUAUCCGGAAAGAAUUUAUCAAGGGUCUAGUGGUAGUUAUUUUGUCAAAAAUCAAGCUGGGAAAAUAAUUGGAGUAUUUAAGCCAAAAGACGAGGAGCCUUACGGUCGCCUGAACCCAAAAUGGACAAAAUGGAUGCACAAAUUGUGCUGUCCCUGCUGCUUCGGGCGAAGCUGCUUGAUUCCUAACCAAGGUUACCUCAGCGAAGCCGGAGCGAGUUUGGUCGACCGAAAGCUGGGCCUCGGGGUGGUCCCCAACACGCGGGUGAUAAAGCUGGUCAGCCGGACGUUCAACUACCCGCGAAUCGACAGACAAAAGACCAGGAUGAAGCAGGCGAUCAUGGACCAAUUCCCAGCCGUCGGUUCCCAGUUCAAGAGGAUCGGACUGCCUCCUAAAAUCGGCUCCUUUCAGCUCUUUAUGGACGGCUACAAGGACGCGGAUUACUGGCUGAGGAGGUGGGAGAGCGACCCGCUGCCCACUAAACUCGCUCGUGACUUCCAGCUCCAGUUUGAGCGGCUGGUUAUCCUGGAUUAUAUUAUCAGGAACACUGAUCGCGGAAACGACAACUGGCUGAUAAAGUACGACCCGUCGGCCGCAAAGACGAUAGAGGGCGGAGAAGUCAAAAUAGCUGCCAUUGACAACGGGCUGGCCUUCCCGUUUAAACACCCGGACUCCUGGAGAGCUUAUCCUUAUCAUUGGGCCUGGCUGAGUCAAGCUAAAUUGCCGUUCAGCGAUUUCACAAGGGAACUUGUUCUACCUCAGCUGUCGGAUCAGAAUUUUAUUCAGGAUCUCUGUGAUGAUUUGUAUCAUUUGUUUAAGCAGGACAAAGGCUUUGAUAGACACAACUUCGACCGGCAAAUGAGUGUGAUGAGAGGACAGAUACUUAAUUUACAGCAAGCAUUAAAAGACUCCAAAAGCCCGGUCCAGUUAGUUCAGAUGCCUGCUGUUAUAGUUGAAAAAGCCAAAGGAAAUGGAGGAGCACCAAGACUAUUUUCAUUCUCGGAUACAUUUACCCAGCGCUUCCAAAAUAAAAGCCCAUUUUUUUCGUGGUGUUGA